Trichoderma asperellum CBS 433.97 is the source of this 1202-nucleotide messenger RNA. Its product is annotated as H/ACA snoRNP pseudouridylase subunit. Gene Ontology annotation, molecular function: box H/ACA snoRNA binding. Gene Ontology annotation, biological process: snoRNA guided rRNA pseudouridine synthesis; ribosome biogenesis. Gene Ontology annotation, cellular component: box H/ACA snoRNP complex. The record is from RefSeq and is a predicted model, not a curated record. Lineage: Eukaryota; Fungi; Ascomycota; Sordariomycetes; Hypocreales; Hypocreaceae.
CCAAACGACAAUUGGCCUCCCUUCCGACCCGCGCAUAUUUCUUUCCCCUCCUUUUCAGUCCCUCAUUCGCCGACCGAUAAAAAAAAAAGGAAAUUCAACAAUCAAUUUUCAUAAAACCGCAAACAUGUCAUUCCGAGGAGGGUCUCGAGGUGGUGGUCGUGGAGGAGCUGGUGGCUUUCGAGGUGGACGCGGAGGAGGUUUCCAGCAGAGGGAUAUGGGCCCGCCUGCGCAGGUUCUAGAAAUGGGCAAAUUCGUCCACGCCUGCGAGGGCGAAAUGGUCUGCGAAUCCAUCAACCCCAAAGUCCCCCACUUCAACGCCCAAAUCUUCCUCGAGAACAAGACCGCCGUCGGCAAGGUCGACGAGGUCCUCGGCCCCAUCAACCAGGUCUUCUUCACCAUCAAGCCCUCCGAGGGCAUCCAGGCCGCCUCCUUCAAGGAGGGCGACAAGUUCUACAUUGCCCCGGAGAAGCUGCUGCCCCUCGAAAAGUUCCUGCCCAAGCCCAAGCCUCCUCCCGGAGCGCCUAAGCCCAAGCGCGCUGGCGGUGCGUCCCGCGGCGGUCCUCGCGGCGGCGGUCGCGGAGGCUUCUCCCGCGGUGGACGGGGCGGUGCUGGCGGUUUCGGCGGCCGUGGCGGCCGUGGUGGAAGCGGCGGCUUCUCUCGCGGCGGCGGUCGUGGUGGCCCUCGUGGUGGAAGCGGUGGCUUCUCCAGGGGCGGUGCCGGCGGCAGAGGACGCGGCGGCUUCAGCAGAGGUGGCAGCUGGUAAAGCAAUAAAAGAUGUGGACAAAAAUUAGAAAGGCAGUCAUACCAAUGCCAUUUUUUCCCUCCCUCUUUUCCAGCUUAGCAGCAGGGGAAAACCACUCCCCUUUCUCUACGAAUGGAAAGAAAAGGGGAAAAAAAAAAAAGAAAAGGGCGGCGGGGAUCGAUCUUCGGUUUGGAGAAAGGGGGAGGGAAAGAAGAUGUUUUAUAUGUACAAAGGGCUUUUUUCACGGCGUUUUUUUAAUGGCUCGGUUUAUUCCUCCGUCGUACCUGAAUUUAGUUUUUUCUCGUCAUUUCUUCGGUUUCCUUCCCCUUUUCUUCCUUUCCCGCUCGUCAAGACAAUUGCCACUUUCAAAAGGUCUUUUGUUUGUUGGCAAAUCUCAACUCAGUAGCCUCAAAACGAGUCUACUAUCAACUUAGGGAUAACGAAGAAUUUAUAUACGAGA